Molecule: messenger RNA, 1170 nt
Organism: Penicillium longicatenatum
Lineage: Eukaryota; Fungi; Ascomycota; Eurotiomycetes; Eurotiales; Aspergillaceae
Product: metallophosphatase domain-containing protein
Exons: 2
Coding region: 1-1170 (389 amino acids)
Molecular function (GO): hydrolase activity
Source: RefSeq, a predicted model, not a curated record
AUGCUUCGCAAGACACGUUUCGUCUGCAUAUCCGAUACGCAUGGCUACACGCCCUCAGAGGCAGGGUUUAAGCUCCCAGCUGGAGAUGUACUGAUACAUGCGGGCGACUUGACUAACAAGGGAAGUUUGGCCGAGGUGCGCCGGACGAUGGAUUGGAUAUCUAAGGCCAACUUUGAAGUGAAGAUCAUCGUGGCUGGGAACCACGAUGUCACUCUGGAUCCCGGUUUCUAUGAGAAACAUGGACAAGAGUUUCACGGCUCGCAGCUCGAAGAUCCAAGACAAUGCCUCGAAGCGGUCACAAGUGCAGCACCUUCUGUCAUUUACCUCCAACAUCAGGCCGCUGUCAUCAAUCUGAUUCACAAAGACGGAUCAAAAACCGCAUUUAAAGUGUUCGGGUCCCCAUAUUCGCAAUUUGAAGGGAACUGGGCGUUUGGAUUUGAUAAUGGCAAGGGCGCAAAAGCACUCUGGGACCAGAUCCCCCCAGAUACCGACAUUGUCGUGACGCAUACGCCACCGAAAUCUCACUGCGACCAGAAGCCGAUGGGCAAGAAGGUCGGGUGCGAUGCGCUUCGCCAGGCACUGAGCCGCAUCAGGCCGCCGUUAGCUGUUUGCGGUCAUGUGCAUGAAGAUCGGGGCUACGAGCGUGUUCGUUGGCCGAAGCAGAUGCGACUGUCGCGCACGCUUAUCGAGUCUGACAACAGCGGCGUUACUACUCAGGGGGUCUUGCCACCACCGGGUAGCAAAAAACAGGCUCUGGUCGACCUGACAGGCAAACGGGGAGAGCGCUUGGAUAACGAUGGAUUUUCAUCCUUGAUUCCUCAUUCGCAACUGAAUCUGAGUCCUGCGACCAAGGCGUUGAAAUCAUCAUCUUCUUUCGGGUCAGCUGCCGAUGUAGCCCUGAAUUCUCGACAUAAUUCGAACAAGAAGAAGGACAAGGCUCCGCUUCUGAGCGCAGAUACCCAAGCGUACGGCGAUGGGGACUGGUGCGACGGUCAGGCAGUGCAAAUGCUGAGAAGGGAGACCUGCAUUGUCAACGCCGCCAUCUUGGCUACAAGCUGGCCGCACCGGGGAGGCAAGCAGUUCAAUCCACCGAUCGUGGUGGAUCUAGAGCUUCCAGUGCAACAGGGCGAUAGGGCGACUACGUGUUCAGGUGAUUUGGAUCUGACCUAA